CCGUCCCGCCAUUACUGGCAUGGAGGGCGAGAGCACCUCGGCCCUGCUCUCGGGCUUCGUGUUCGGCGCCCUCACCUUCCAGCACCUCAGCACCGACUCGGACACGGUUUUCUCCUUGGAGAUGUGAAAGGUGAAGCCAAGAACAGCAUCACAGACUCACAAAUGGAUGAUGUUGAAGUUGUUUAUACAAUCGACAUACAGAAGCAUAUUCCAUGCUACCAGUUGUUCAGCUUUUAUAAUUCUGCAGGAGAAUUGAAUGAACUUGCCCUGAAGAAAAUACUAUCAGGCUGUAUGAAGAGUGUAAUAGGAUGGUACAAAUUCAGACGUAACACAGACCAGACCAUGACAUUCCGGGAAAGAGUUCUUCAUAAAAACCUGCAGUCACACCUAUCAAAUCAGGGGCUUGUAUUCCUCCUUUUAACCUCUAGCGUGAUGACAGAAAGCUGUUCUACUUACAGAUUAGAACAUGCUCUACAUCGGCCUCAGGAAGGACUUUUCCAGAAAGUCCCUUUGGUGGUUACCAACUUGGGCAUGGGAGAACAGCAAGGUUACAGAACAGUGUCCGGUUCCUGUGUAUCCUCUGGUUUUGUGAGAGCCAUGAGACAACACAGGUCAGAAUUCUUUCAUGAAGAUGGGUCCCUACAAGAGGUUCAUAAGAUAAAUGAGAUGUACGCCACCUUGCAGGAGGAACUGAAGAAAAUAUGCAUUACAGUAGAAGUCAGUGAACGAUCUGUAGAGAAACUCUUAGCAGACGUGAGCAAAUUAAAAGAAGAAAUAAAGAGGAAAAAGCAAAAAAAUUGUUCAGGAGAAGACAAAAACCACCCAGCAGAGCCAAAGGAGAAUGUUCUCCUUUGCCAGGCACUACAAACAUUUUUCCCCAAUUCCAGACUUCAGACAUGCAUUAUUAAUUUCAAAGGCCAACAGAUAUCCAAGAACUGCUGUAACACAGACCAUCAUAUUAAUGUCAUGGACAAACUGACUCUCAUGGUAGAGGAAAGAGACUUCACUGAAGCUGAAACAAAGCAUCCAAGCAAGCGUAAGGUCAGGGAGACCACCUCAGUUUCAAAGUCAUUCAAAAAGUCCAGAUCAUUGCAGCUUCACCAAGAACCACUUGAAGACCAAGAGGACAGUGAUCAGGAAAGGAAGCUUACACUGAGUAGCACUGAAACAGAUGAGGAUGUGUUUGAAAAAACCAGAGAUGGAAAGAAAUACCCACACUCUCCUAUUUUCUGAUCUGUCAGAUGACUUCAAGCUAAAAACUACUGCUGGUGUAUUCCAGCAGUAUGUAUCAAUCUCUAGCACUGCAAGGAUGUAUGUAACAGGGCAUUUUUGCAGGUUGCUUUUUUUUCUCCCAGUGCACGAAUCCUGUUCAGCAUAAAGACAAAUUUAAGAUGACAUUCCCUUUGCCUUCCAGAGUUCCAUCUGUCUUCUCUCUCUCAGGGUUCAAAGCCUAUGCUACAGGAUGCUAUCAGUCAGAUAAGCAUGUCAUAUGCUGUCUCAAAGUGAACAACUUCAAGCUGCUGGUGAAGAAAUAGUGCUACCCUCCUGAUGGAGGGAGCAUCAAAUGAACGUGUUACAGAAUUAGCUGUCUACAUUAACUGCCACAGUUUAAAUACAUUAAUUUAUCCUCAGGAAACCAGCUCUUGUUUACUUCUCCACAUCUUGCAACCCAGCAAGUGGAAAAACAGCCACCUGAGCUUUAGCAAGACUGGUGAGCAGAGGAAGGGGUCCAUAUAGCUGCCAGUUUCUAUUAUUGCUUUAAUCUUCCUUCAGACAAUAAUUUUCAGAGACUUCAUGAAGAAAAAUAAAGGAAUGACUGACAUCCAUCCCUCAGUCAACAACACAUUAUGCUAGCAAACCACAUUUCCAGCAAACAAGCACAUAAACAUGAAAAACAAUUUUAUUGUUUAUUUCUGUACAGUAUAUCACUCUGGAUACUUGAUGUUACAUAGCUUGGGGUCUGUGAUAAAUUGUGGGUUCUUAAACAUAACUGGCAUAAAUCCUGUUUGAAAAAAAGAUGGAGGUGUUCUUAGUAGAAAAGUAGUCUUGAGUUAGAAAAUUCAAAAGCAAAAUCAUACUUACCAAAUACAUGAGCUCUUUUAAUGGCUUUUGUAAUUUCCUUCUGCUUCUUGUUGCACAAGCCUAAAGAGAUGAAUUAUUUUCAACACUAAGCAAGUCAUGAGAGCGUGAAAGGCAUGUUACUGACAAUUCCCUCUAACUUUGAUUAAGUCCCUCUAGAAAAAUGCGUGGGUGCUUUUACUGUUAAAUAAAAAAUACAUACAAUUAAAGGAUAUUUUAAUUCUUUGA
Serinus canaria (Common canary) is the source of this 2307-nucleotide messenger RNA. RefSeq names its product abraxas 1, BRCA1 A complex subunit (gene ABRAXAS1). The record is from RefSeq and is a predicted model, not a curated record. Gene Ontology annotation, cellular component: nucleus. The transcript is spliced from 9 exons. Gene Ontology annotation, molecular function: microtubule binding; polyubiquitin modification-dependent protein binding. Gene Ontology annotation, biological process: protein K63-linked deubiquitination; mitotic spindle assembly; attachment of spindle microtubules to kinetochore. Bases 163 to 1233 code for a protein of 356 amino acids. Lineage: Eukaryota; Metazoa; Chordata; Aves; Passeriformes; Fringillidae.